AACCGGGCUGAGCCCCUGGUGCCUCCUGCACCCGCUGCCAGCCUGCAUUGCCCCGGGGCAGCCCUGGCUCUUGCCCUCCAACAGCUCCGGUGCUUCGGCAUUGAUGGGCACACCACCGCGGAUGUGCCCCCGGCCUGCCUCGGGGGCAGACAGCACCUUUUGGGAGCAGGGUUUGGCAGCGGCACCCGUUCCAGCCAAAGGGCUCGGCUGGGACACACGGCUCUGUGUGAGGGAGAAAUCAUUGCAGGCCUUUUCCACUGGGAUCCCUCCUGUCCUGUGCAGCACCAUGUCCUGCACCUCUGGGUGCUGCUGCCUGGCCCCAGUCCCCCACUUCUUGCUGGCCGCAUCCAUCCUGGGGUGUCCAUGGGGUGUGGAGAGGGCUCAGCCCCGGGGUUCCUGUGCUCCCACAGGUGUUCCUGUGCAAAGUUUGCCUUUGGUGCAAACAAGAGCAGGCACAUGUCCCUGAGGAGCCUUUGCAAAGAGCUCGUGUUUGCUCUAAGAGAGGCCUUUGUACUUGGAGAGGGAGCUGGGUAGGGGAGUCGGGAUCCAUUUAUUGCAGCUACGCACGGGGAAUAAACCCCCUCUGCUCCUGCUCCCCUGGUGUCGGCAUCCUGACCCCAGCGCUGGCUCCAUCUCAGGCUAUUCCCACAUCCCCGGCGGUGCUCAACCCUGCAGCUCUUUUUGGGAACAUGGUAUGGGCUUUGCUGCCCACCAUGGCACGGGCUGGAGCUGCCCAUUGUGGUGUGGUGGUCCCGAGUGGUUCACCCCAGCCGCAGCCCCUCGGCAAGCAGCACAUUCCCUUGGGCACCUUCAUGGCUUCAGCUGAUGCUUCUGAGCUACUGGCUGGGCUUAAACCACGACAGUGUGGCAGAGGGGUGAGCUCAGGCUGGUCCCACCCUGGCACUGUGCUGCUCACAGAGCCUGGCCAGGGGGGUGCCGAAGGCAUGGAGAGCCCAGCGCCGGGGCGAGACGCCCCAUGGCUCCAUAUCCCUGCCCCAUCCCACUUUCCGGGGCUCACAGAUAAUACAUCCCAGCAGCACCCAGAUCCCAUGGGCCUGGGGACCGUGGGGAAGCCACUCACCCUUGGGGACCCGGCUGGAGAUGCCCUGAAGCCACCCCGAUAUAUACAGGGAGUGGCUGGCACAGCACAUGUCCCCACGCUGGUUCCCCGUGUGCACGGGUAGAUGAGAUUAGGGAGAUAAUUUCUUAGGAAGCCGGGUUUAUAAUCCAUCUGUAUAAAUUCUUGGAAUAUUUCUCCCAAGGAUACGGAGUGUAUUUACCUGUUUUCAAGGCUGACAAAGGGGGUGAGCGAGUCCGGGAGUCACUGGGGAGAGGGACAGGUUGCAUAUGGGGCUGGGGUUGGAAAAGCCUCUUUCUCAGUCAGCGUUGGUGUCUCCGGGCUUCAUUGGGGUUAAUUUCAUACAAGAAAUACAACCUUUUCCUUGAUUUUGGUGGAGAAGAACCACAGAGCGAGGGCUAUAAACUGGUUUUCCGGUGUUACAAAGCACUCCUGGGUUGGGUGGGUUAUUUUGCGUGUAAAGAAGAUCGGACAAUUAAUGUGUUUUUGUUUCAUUUUGGUGACAGAACAAAAAAGAAAAGGGCUUGUGUUGAAUCAAAAGGUUUUUCCUCUCUCACUUUUUAGGUUAACCAGAAAAGAAAGGGGGGAAAAAAAAAAAAAGGAGGCCAAACAAACACUCAAACGUUUCAUUUUGGGUCAAGUCCAAACAUUUUGUUUAACAUGAAACAAAAUGUUUGGGUUUGGUUUCAGGUUGUUUAACCCUUUUGAAUACGGUCAAGUUGGUUUGUAAAGAAAAAUCACUGCUCAGAAAUGAAGAGCCGAGUAAUUGUUUUGAAAGUGUAAGUGUGAAACAUGCUGGAAACACAGGAGGUGAAACCUUCCUUAAAAUAAUAAAAUGGAGGGAAACUCAGGGAUAUUUUUUCCUAAUUCUCCCAUAUUUUUUCCAGCCAAAAUGCUGCCAAAUUUCAUUUAAAUUCAGAAAUCACGUUGUCCUAAAAGCAUUCGGAAGUCUCAAUUCUGAACUCUUGCGCUGGCUCACCAUUUAACUCUGGGAAAGCGAUGCCCUUGGUUUAUCUGUGAACCAAACAGCUAUUAGAAAUGAUAAUGAGCUCUGUUCCAUUAACUUAUUAUUAAUCAGUAAUUAGUAGGAUCAGUUGGGUGACAUGCAGGGCUUGUGACAAAAGUCUGCGUGAACCCCUUGGCUUGGGUACGGCGGCGCGGGCUUUGCCCAGCUCCAUUGGGAAGGAGCGUGCGGAGGAGCUCUGCGGUGCAAGGACAUUUUCUUCACAUCCUUCUUGUUGGCUCCCACCUUCUCCUGCGGCAGCACAAGGACCCGAGAGCCCUGAAACCUCAGUGUUUUGGGGACAGGAACAGGCUUUUCUGCUUGCACCGUGCUUAACCCAGCCUGGGGUCCCAGCUAUUGGGACCACCGGAGUCAGCGUGUCGGCGUGCCCGUGUCCAUACACAGCUCCUUGUGACCAUCACCGUGUGGAGGACACCAUGUACAUGGCGGGGUUCUCCUGCCCGGAGGAUGCAGGAUGGGGCACAGGGAUGGUAUCUCUAGGAAGGCUCUGUGCCAUCCUUCCCGAGUGUGACAAAGCCGCUGCCACCAUCAGCGUGCUGGCCGUGGUCGGGUGCUUUUGCUUUGGAUCCAACCAGCUUUGUUUUCACGCUGCAUUCAGGACAAAAACGAGGACCCGUGGCGGGCGGCGAAGAUGAUCAAGGGGUACAUGCAGCAGCACAACAUCCCGCAGCGGGAGGUGGUGGAUGUCACCGGCCUCAACCAGUCGCACCUCUCCCAGCACCUCAAUAAGGGCACCCCCAUGAAGACGCAGAAGAGAGCCGCCCUCUACACGUGGUACGUCCGCAAGCAGCGGGAGAUCCUCCGGCAGUUCAACCAGGCAGUCCAGGGUUGUGGAAAUAGGACAGACAAAAGCAGUCAGGAUCAGCUGCUGUUUCUCUUUCCAGAGUUCAAUCAGCAGAACCAGGGGGCUGCCCAGCUCGACGACGCCUGCUCCGAAACCCCCAGCAAGAAGAUGCGCCGCAAUCGGUUCAAGUGGGGGCCGGCCUCCCAGCAAAUCUUGUACCAAGCCUACGACCGGCAAAAGAACCCCAGCAAGGAGGAGCGCGAGGCGCUGGUGGAGGAGUGCAACAGGGCCGAGUGUCUGCAGCGAGGGGUGUCUCCCUCCAAGGCGCACGGGCUCGGCUCCAACCUGGUGACAGAGGUGCGGGUCUACAACUGGUUUGCCAACCGACGGAAGGAGGAGGCUUUCCGACAGAAGCUGGCCAUGGAUGCCUACAGCUCGGGCCAGCCCCCCCCGCACAGCAUGAACCUGCUGCUGUCCCAUGGCUCCCCGCACCACAACCAGCCCAGCGCCUCGCCGCCCAGCAAAAUGACAGGGGUCCGGUACAGCCAAGCAGCGAGCGGCGAGGCAGCAUCCUCCGGCACCAUCAGCCACCACGGCAGCGGUGCCAUGGUCACCACGAGCCAGGCGGUGCUGCAGCAGGUCUCCCCGGCCGGCCUGGACCCGGGCCACGGUUUGCUCUCUCCCGACGGUAAAAUGAUCUCAGUUUCGGGGGGCGGGCUGCCCCCGGUGAGCACCCUGACCAACAUCCACAGCUUGUCACACCACAACCCGCAGCAGUCCCAGAACCUCAUCAUGGCACCGCUCUCAGGGGUCAUGGCCAUUGCACAGAGUAAGUGCUCAUCUCCGUGCCCCAACGGACCCCCUUGUCCUGCGAUGGGACACACCAGUGCUAUAACACCCCCGUUCUGCUCUCUCCCAGGUCUCAACACCUCGCAGGCGCAGAGUGUUCCCGUCAUCAACAGCGUUGCCGGCAGCUUGGCAGCUCUACAGCCCGUCCAGUUCUCGCAGCAGCUCCAUACUCCGCACCAGCAGCCGCUGAUGCAGCAGUCGCCCAGCCACAUGUCACAGCAGCCCUUCAUGGCCACCGUGACCCAGCUGCAGAACUCACACAUGUAUGCACACAAGCAGGAGCCUCCCCAGUAUUCCCACACCUCCCGCUUCCCCUCGGCGAUGGUGGUGACAGAUACCAGCAGCAUCAGCACGCUGACCAAUAUGUCUUCCAGUAAGCAGUGUCCCCUGCAAGCCUGGUGAUGCUCCACACCUCGCUGCUUUCGCACAUAGCAACGGGAUCUUAUUUUCCACAACAUCCCAGAGGUGACCUGUGUGCCGAGCCCGGGGAGUCACCAGAGCAAAGCCCAGCACCGCAGCGAGGAGCCCAUCAACCCGAAACGGAGCCGGAGGCUCGAGAUUCCCCAUCGCCCUUCCCGGCAUCCCACCGGGAACGAGCCCGGAUUCAUGGGUGCCCUCCCGGGACCUCUCCUUCCCUCCGUGCAGUAUUUCCAAGCUGUGUCUUGGGGAUUUUUUCCUUAAGUAUUUGCCUUCCAAGAGGCCGCUGGCUCUCCUGAGGAACUGGAACAAGCUGUGCUGGGAACUGGCAGAAAGGGAAGAUGGAUAAUAUUUAAGUUAUACUCCUCCACCCGACGGACUGAGAGGGACUUGGGUCUGUUACUUGGCGUUUGGAAGGAGGAAUUGCAUGUGCUGUUGAACUGAGCCAAUUGAACUGUAAAUAUAGGUACAGUCUGCUCCAUCCUCACCCUUCCCCACUCCUAUACAUAGAGAUUUAUAUAAAAAGAAGUAAAUUUUGUCCAAUGGAUGUAAACUACUGUAAUUAAGUGCAAUUCUGCCAUCUGUAUAUAUUGUUCCUGAAUCUCUUCUCUUUCUCCUUUAUGUUGUUUUUUUUUUUGUUUGGUAAAGGUCAGAGCUGAGGAUGGUUUUGGUUUUGUACUUCUCUUCUUCCUUUAAAUGAGUUAAUUCAAAGGCCACACUGGUCUCUGUGGCAGGACAGGCAGACACGUGUCCUCUGCAUGGUGACAUCCCAUGUGAAGAAAGGGCACAGGGCGAGCUGAGCGGAGCCCCAGCAGGACCUGAACCAUCUGCAAGGGGAAAACUGCCUCUACAGAGAUUUCAAGGGACUCUUCUGCCUUUGGGGGCUCUGAGGUGGGUCAUGGUGGGAUGAGGAAGCGCUCAGCAGCCCAGUCAGCACACCAAACCAUUGGGGAGUGUUCAGCAUUGGCAGCUUUCAGGUGAGUCUGUAGCAUUUGCUGCUACAGAGGUGAAUGAGUCUGCAAGGAAUUCUGGUGGGGUCUUCCUCAAGUGGGGUUCAGAGAUUGUUUCCCUUUUCUCCCCUCCUUGGGGCACAGAAGGGACUGGGUGCCCAGUUACUGCCCAGUAAAAGGCCAGUAUGGGUGGCUUGUUUUCCACCAUUAGCAGGUUGAUGAUGAGCCUUGUUGGCUCCACCCUUAUCAAGAAACACAGUGCUGCAGUAGCUGUAAAAGGCACCAUCUCUCAUCCUGUACAACACAAGCUCCUCCGUCCCUGCUGCCUCUUGUAAAUGGAUCGAAUGCUCCCCAGCUUUACAAACCUUUUGUUGACUCUUCAGCAUGUGCCAACUACUGAGAGUGGUUUCAAGAGGUGCCCAUGGGUGGAUGACCACUGCUAAAAGGAAAAACAGUGGAUGCUUUCUUUAGGGCAAGAAAGGCUCUUUUGCUCUGUGUUUGUACAGUGUCGUGUACAGAGGGACCCUAACCCUUGCUGGGACUGAUAGGAGUUGCCCUAUGGUGAAUAAGUCAUCAUGAAUUGGAGACCAAUACUCGGAAUGACAUUUAAUUUAAUGUAUACCAUAAUUAAAUACCAUUUCUUCUGAACCAUU
This is a messenger RNA of Strigops habroptila (Kakapo), 5755 nucleotides long. RefSeq names its product HNF1 homeobox B (gene HNF1B). The record is from RefSeq and is a predicted model, not a curated record. Gene Ontology annotation, molecular function: DNA-binding transcription factor activity, RNA polymerase II-specific; RNA polymerase II cis-regulatory region sequence-specific DNA binding. Gene Ontology annotation, cellular component: nucleus. Lineage: Eukaryota; Metazoa; Chordata; Aves; Psittaciformes; Psittacidae. Gene Ontology annotation, biological process: regulation of transcription by RNA polymerase II; insulin secretion; liver development. The transcript is spliced from 8 exons. The coding region runs from base 2734 to 4137 and encodes 467 amino acids.